Molecule: messenger RNA, 3120 nt
Organism: Caretta caretta (loggerhead turtle)
Lineage: Eukaryota; Metazoa; Chordata; Testudines; Cheloniidae
Gene: GHRL
Product: ghrelin and obestatin prepropeptide
Biological process (GO): gastric acid secretion; negative regulation of inflammatory response; regulation of response to food
Cellular component (GO): extracellular region
Molecular function (GO): growth hormone-releasing hormone activity; ghrelin receptor binding
Source: RefSeq, a predicted model, not a curated record
CCCAUGACAAUGAGUUCCACAGAUGGAGCAUUGUGUGAGAAAGUAUUUCCUCAUGUUUGUAUUAAACCUGUUGCCUAUUAAUUUCAUCAGGUGACCCCUAGUUUUUGUAUUCUGGGAAGGAUAAACAGUUCUAUUUUUCCAUACCAUUCAUGAUUUUACCAACCUCUACAAUAUUCCCCCUUACUCAUCUCUUUUCUAAGCAGAGCAGCCCUAAUCUUUUCACUCUCUCUUCAUAGGGAAGCCAUUCCAUAUCCCUGAUCAUCUUUGUUCCCUUUCUCUGAACCUUUUCCAGGUUCAGUAUAUCUUUUGUGAAAGGGAGGGACCAGAACUGGACACAGUAUUGAAGGUGUAGGGACACCAUGGAUUUACAGUGGCAUGAUGAUAUUUUCUGCCUUAUUUUCUAUCCCUUUCCUCAUAGUUCCUAACAUUGUUAGUGUUUUUGUCCAUAGCUGUGCAUUUAGUUCAAGUUUUCAGAGAAUGAUCCACUGUGACUCCAAGAUCCCUUUCUUGAGAAGUAACAGCUAAAUUAGAACUUGUCAUUGGGGAAAAAUAAUUCCUACUUUAUACAAUGUGUAUUACUUUGCAUUUAUCAAUGUUGAAUUUCACAAUUCAUGUCAUUGCCCAGUCACUCAGUUUUGUGAUAUUGCCAUGUAACUUUGGCAUCAGCUUUAGAACUAACUAUCUUGAAUAAUUUAGCAGCUGCAAUUUUGUCACUUCAUUGUUCAUGCCCUUUUCCAGCUUGUUAAUGAAUACGUAGAACCGCAAUGGUCCCAGCAAAGAUGCUGUUUCCAUUGUGAAAAUUGACUAUUUAAUCCUACCCUUUAUUUCCUGUUUUUAAGUAGUUACUGAACCAUGAGAGGACCUCCUGUUAUCCCAUGACUACUUGGUUUCCUUAAGAGCCUUUGGUAAGGGACCUUGUCAAAGGCUUUCUGAAAACCCACCACGGAUCAGAAUAGUAGUCCAGCUAGUCUAAUAUCCCAUCUCUGACAGUGGCCAGAAUCCUCCAGAAGGCAUCUGGGGAAUAAUCUACCCCCUACACAGGAUUCACCUUGAUUGCUAGAGGUUAGAGACUGGCUUAAGGUCUGAAGCAUGAGAUUUACCAUCACUUUCAAAUUUUUGUCACUAAUUAUGACAACUCUGUCUAUUCUUUAUCCCUAUAAAUAUCCAAUCCCUUUAUCAAAUUUAAUUAAAUUCUGGACCAUAAUGACUUCCAAUGUCAGAGUUCCAGAUUAAUUACACAUUAUGUGAAAAAGUAUUUCCUUUUAUUGAUUUGGAAUAUCCCACCUUUAAAUUUAAUUGAAUGUCCUCUAGUUCUUGUGUUAGGAGACAGAGCUACAGUUCUAGCUCUGUAGUCUCUAAACCAUGUGCUUUUAUCGUAUCCCAUGUUUCUCCUGAAGAAAGGAGAUGAAAUCAGUCUUUUCAAUUUCUCUUCAUGUGAGAGGUUUUACCAGGCCUUGGAUUACUAUUAUUCCUCCUCUCUAAAUCCCGUUCCAGUUUUGAAAAAGUAAAAGAGACACACCCUCCCACCCCAGCUAUCGAGGGCUGAAAGCUGCUUCAAGUUUGACCCCUCCAGCAAAACAAAGCAAGGCAACAUUUGAUAAGGUAGAACACAGCUAAAGACCACCAGCAGGGAAUUUUAAAACAAAACAUACAGCUCUCAAUUUCAUUUUCCAUUAUAGGUCACAAACAUAGCUUCUUUAUAUCUUAAGAUACACUCCAUUGAACUAUACCAGUCCAAAUAUGCAUAAAAGUAUUCUUUUAUUCUAUAAUAAAACACUAUUUAAUCUUUAAGUAAAUGGAAAAGUCUUUAAAUUAGGCUCUUUUCUUUAAAGAGUCACUACCAUAGCCCACAGAAAAUCUAAUGCAGCAACAGAUCUAUGCAUUAUUUUCACUUUCUGUUGAUUUUGUCACAAUGAUAUGAAAAGAGCGGUUUCCAAGGAAUUCCAAAUACAUGUUGGAUUGCAUUUGAAAAGGUGUUUUAUCACAAAACAAAUACUCCAGGCACUAUAUAAAUGCUUAACAGCAGCAGCCAUAUGAUGAACAAGAAACCUCAGGUAGGUAACCUUUGAGACUGCCUUUUUUGUUUUCCUACACACUUCCUCUCCUUCAGUUUUAUAUUUUUCUACUUGUGGAGGGAAAUAAGGUAAGUUUCAUACAAUUUUAUUUCUUAUUAAAGUAAUAAACUCACCUAUAAAAGCAGGAUCUCUGUAAGACGACCAACUACCUCAUAUACAUGUACCUUUAGUAAACAUUACAAAUUUAUCUGAAAUCAGUUUAUGAAAAAUUGCAGGUUGAAUCUGGACUCAAGGAAAUAAAAGUGUCAAUAAAAAGCAUACUAAGUUGUCCUAUCUUUAUUAAGUUUUCAGGUUUGAUACAGUCUAUGCCCAAAGUCACUCAUGUUUCUCAGAAGCACUAUGCUGGGAAUUCUCCUUAUCUGCAUUCUCUGGACAGAGACUAUUAUGGCUGGAUCUAGUUUUUUAAGCCCCGAAUAUCAAAACACACAGCAACGAAAGGAUCCAAAAAAGCAUACAACAAAGUUAAACCGCCGAGCUGCAGAAGGACUUUUGGAUGCAGAUGCAAGGCAGAUAGAAGGAGACAAUGGAAUAGAAAUUAAGCUUAAUGUUCCCUUUGAAAUUGGUGUCAAGAUAACAGAAGACCAAUACCAGGAGUAUGGACAAGUGCUGGAGAAGAUCCUAGAGGACAUUCUUGCAGAGGACACUUUAGAAACCCAAAACUGACACAAGUUGAAACGUGAAGAUGUUACAAACUGAUUAGAGUACAACAAAAUUCUGCUCAUUGGCUUGGAUUGCUUUAAAUCUUGCUUUACAUUGUGCAAUGGAUGAUAAUAGCAUGUGUUAAAAGACAAAUGCAUAAAGCUGAACAUUUUGUAGUUUUAAAAAGGACAUUUUGUUGUGUAACAGGUCUUUGGAUGAGAUUGCAAGUAGUAUAGAUAUGGUAGACAGAUAGCUGCAAGCAAGGUCAAUCACACUGAAGUCUAAAUGGUUUUCUUACCUUUCAAAACUAUGCGCCUGAAGCUACCUGUUCUGAAAGUGAGGAUAAACUGUGUUAGUCUACCAUGUGCUUCUUGCAGCAGAAAAUAAAGCUAGUGUUGAAACUGCA